This is a messenger RNA of Postia placenta MAD-698-R-SB12, 1353 nucleotides long. RefSeq lists its product as hypothetical. The record is from RefSeq and is a predicted model, not a curated record. Lineage: Eukaryota; Fungi; Basidiomycota; Agaricomycetes; Polyporales; Adustoporiaceae. The coding region runs from base 1 to 1353 and encodes 450 amino acids. The transcript is spliced from 3 exons.
AUGCAGUCAACCCGGUUCCCUUGGGACUACCAGCCCUCGCAGGAUCUCCCCUUCUCCAGCGGCUCCUGGGUUUGCGCAGAAGGCUCCAACCUGCAGAUCGUCGCCCAUCAACAGCUUGUCAGCUAUUACCAGAGACACCCUCCCGCUCACCCAGAAGACGUAUUCGCCACCCUACGAAUCAACGUCGAACCAGCACAAACAACAGAGAACCUACAGUCACCUGUUAACGAACAACCGUUCGAGCUCCCGGACGUUCAGUACGUUCCCAUCGAGGCCCCAAAACUACCACCAGCUCCACCUGCACCAACCAACGCACCGGUUGAAGUUCCUAUGGCAACGUUCACUCAAGCAGACAUCGAUCAGUGCAUCGCUGUCGCCCUUGCAGCAUACCAAUCCCAACAGUCAACUGUCAACCGACCCCUUCGCCUUGACAUCCCCGCUCCCGAACCUUUCAGCGGAAAGGCAGAGGACCUCAGACGCUUCAUCCAAUGCGUCCUCUCCUACUUCGUCGCCACCAACAACACCAGACUUAGCGAUGAAGCAAAGAUCACCUUCACUGUAGUGUUGAUGAGGAAGGACCUAGGGAAGACAUGGGCAGACACAUACUACGAGAAGUUGGCAGGGGGAGUCCAGGUCUAUCCCGAUUGGGCAGCCUUCGCCACCACCCUCGAGGAAGCGUUUCCCGAGCAUGGAACGCGAAUCAAGGCACACCAAAUCCUGAUGAAACUGCCCGAACGACAAAAGAACAAGAAGACGGCACUCUCCCUUGGAAACUACGUCACCCGCUUCAAGCAGCUAGCGUCAAAAGCCCAGCUCAAGGACGCCGAAGUCAAUGGCAUCAACCACACCGAGAACGACUACCACACUCUCCACGCCAACUUUGUCAAAGGACUUCCAAAGGAGCUCUAUGUCUCUCUUGCAACCAGGGUCGCUAGGGACCAACCCAGCACCAUGAAAGCCUGGUACGACGAAGUCCGAAACGCCGACGCCGCCAAACAAGGGGCCCUCACCAUCACAGACACCAGGGACUAUGACGAGCCAAUGGAUAUCGACGCCGCUGCAGUCGCAGCGACCUUUGCCUCCACAUCGGGAGGAAGGAAGUGGGAACUAGGAGCAGUUCUCAAUGAGGCCGAUAUCAAAAGGCGACGCAGGGAGCAGUUGCACAGGACUAGCACUGAAGGACUGAAUGCCACAAGUGGGGCUGAAGUCGAAGGGAAAGCAUUCCCACGGCAGAACAAUAGAGAAAAGAACAAUAGAGUCCAAAAGGAGAACAAGGGCCACUUGGCCACAGGAACAAUGGAACAAAAGAAGUGUGGCCGGAGCUCUGGUCCGGUCCGAUUGCUCCGCAAUUGA